Molecule: messenger RNA, 1468 nt
Organism: Labrus bergylta (ballan wrasse)
Lineage: Eukaryota; Metazoa; Chordata; Actinopteri; Labriformes; Labridae
Gene: paqr5b
Product: progestin and adipoQ receptor family member Vb
Cellular component (GO): membrane
Molecular function (GO): signaling receptor activity
Source: RefSeq, a predicted model, not a curated record
AUGCUCAGCCUCAUCAAGUUACCGCGAGUCUUCACCAUCAAUCAGGUGCCCAAAGUUUUCCAUGAGGACAGCAUCAUCUCCGGGUACAGACAUCCCCGCAGCUCAGCCACCGACUGCAUCCUCAGCCUCUUCCAGCUGACCAAUGAGACGCUCAACAUCUGGACCCACUUCCUGCCAACCUGGUACUUCUUAUGGAAACUAGUGAUGGUGGUGUUGAUUCAGAGAGCAUGGCAGGACUCCUUCACCUGGCCUCUGCUCAUCUUCCUGUUCUCCUGCUGCAUUUACCCGCUGACAUCCAGCUGUGCUCACACCUUCAGCACCAUGUCAGCCCGGGCUCGCCACAUCUGCUUCUUCUUUGACUAUGGAGCUCUGAGUUUCUACAGCCUGGGGUCAGCCAUCGUGUAUUCAGCGUACGUUUUUCCUGACAAAUGGAUGAACAGCCUCUUCCACCAGUACUACAUCCCCAUCGCUGUGCUCAACACCGUCAUCUGCACCGCUCUGGCCUGUUACUCCAGACUUGGCUUUCCAUUUCUGCAAUACAAUCAUGACAUCAUGAAGAGAUUCCCUGAGUGCCAGAGACCCAAGUUCAGCAAAUACAUGCGUGUUGUUGCCUUUGCCUACCCGUACCUGUUUGACAACAUUCCUCUGUUCUACAGGGUGUUUUUUUGUGUCGGGGAAGGCUGUACGGACAUGAAUACCAACAUCCUUCACUACUACCACAUCACCUUGGCUCUCCUCACAGGCUUUCUGUUUGCCACCCAUUUACCUGAGCGCCUGGCACCUGGCAGCUUCGACUACAUCGGUCACAGCCAUCAGCUGUUCCACGUGUGCGGCAUCCUUGCCACCCACUUCCAGAUGGAGGCCGUAGAGCAGGACAUGAUGAUACGCCGCUCCUGGCUCCGUGAACACUCCUUACCCAUCACCUUUGCCAGCUCAUUGGGUGCAGCGCUGUUUUGUGUGGUGCAGAAUCUGAUUAUCAUCAUCCUCUUCAGUCUCCCUCUCCUCUCUGGCCCAGUCUGCAAAGAGAAGAAACAUAAUAAAGGUAAAAAGAGGUCUUCAGCCAAGGUCAGCCCCUGCUGCUAGACCUCUGGUUUUAAGUCUGAGGAAUCCCAGCCGAUCAAAAGACAUAGAGACAAAGGGAGAAUGUGCCUCAUGGUUGAUAACACAUAUGAAAGAACACUCCAUGGCAAUGAGAAACCGUGUUAAAAAGCAUUAUAACUGUUGUGGCUAAGCUAUUCGUAAGAAGUUAUUUAUAUGUUGAAAAAACAAUUUUCUGAUUUCCACACAUGUGGUGUAUGACGAGACUCUAAGCUGCAGGGAACAAAACAUGUGAAGACAAAAGAGCCAGUUAUGAUAGUUGAGGAAAAAUGUUUGCGUUUGAGUUUGUGCUGCAUAGCAACAUUAAUGGAAAGUUAAGCACCUGUUAAUGUAAGAUAUUAAAAAAAGAUAAAAAGUAGAUGGGUAGUUC